AUGAUGCAGACAGAGCAACCACAGUCUUCUCCAAGUUUCAGCGCUCACUCUUCCGACUCUUUCUCUCACAUCGCCACAAGAGUCGUCCACGAACUCCGCAGCGACCCAACCCGCACUCUUUGCCAACAAAACGACAACCCUUACCAAACUGACAAUGUUGACGCUGCUGAUGAUUUCGAGUUCUCCUUCGUUUUCAGACACACAGAUUCCUCCCCUGUCUCUGCCGAUGACAUUUUCUACAACGGCCAAAUCAGACCUUUUUACCCUUCUUUCCACCAAAACACGGUCGCUCACUCUUCCGUUACUUCCCUUCCUGUUGAAAACUCUCGUCGUCAACGUCUAUCUUUGAAGACGCUGAUGUUGGAGGAGCGAGAGACUAUAAACAACAACGAGCUCGAAGGCCUGGCUGAAGGAACGUAUUGCGUGUGGACCCCACCCUGCAAGAAGAAAAGUUCGUCACCCAAGAGGUGGAGGCUUCGAGACCUUGUGUCGCGGAGUAAUAGCAGUGACCAGAAGGACUCUCUCCUCUUAGUGGGUCCCGCCAAGAGGACUAGGAAGGUGGUGCCUAAGCAUGCCUCCGCUCACAACUGUGGCACCACCGCGAAGUUGGUGGGGUUUUUCACCAACGCGUCGGAGUGA
Sphenostylis stenocarpa is the source of this 639-nucleotide messenger RNA. NCBI's taxonomy places the organism in Eukaryota, Viridiplantae, Streptophyta, Magnoliopsida, Fabales, Fabaceae. The record is from the annotation of a GenBank genome assembly.